GUUUUUACUAUCUUCCGGAAUAGAAAUUUUAAUCGACCCCAAAAAGAUAAAAAAGAAAAUUCUCUCUACGCGAAGGAACAAGGAACUAAAUUCACAACCGAUACUCGAUCCCUGUUGUUUAAUCAAAAGGAGGUGAAAUGUCGACGGCCGAUUUGAUACUGAGACCUGAGUGUGGCGGAUGUAAAACGACCAAGGAUUUAUACGGAAGCAAUUGCAAGCACUUGACUCUGUGCGACGACUGUGGCAAAAAAAUGGCUCUCAACCGCGCCAAGUGCAACGAGUGCGGCGCCGUCGUCACUCGCUUAAUUCGAGAAUAUAAUGUUCGAGCGAGUACUGUCAAUGACAAGAACUACUUCAUUGGGAGAUUUGUGACGGGGUUGCCGAGUUUUUCGAAGACGAAGAAUUCUGAAAAUAAAUGGUCUCUCCACAAGGAUGGACUGCAAGGACGUCAACUUAGUGAUGCUAUGCGGGAGAAGUACAAGAAUAAACCCUGGGUUUUGGAGGACGAAAGUGGCCGGUCUCAGUACCAGGGUCAUCUUGAAGGUGCACAGACUGCAACCUACUACUUGCUAAUAAAGCAUCCCUCUGGAAAGGAGUUUUCGGCAAUUCCUGCUGGUUCUUGGUUCAAUUUCAACAAGGUUGCACAGUACAAACAACUUACAUUGGAGGAAGCCGAAGAGAAGAUUAGUAAUAGGAAAAAGACUGCAGAUGGAUAUGAAAGAUGGAUGAUGAAAGCUGCAAAUAAUGGAGCUGCUUUAUUUGGUGAAGUGGAGAGGUUUGACAACGAUAAUGGUGUGGCUGGUGGGAAGGGACGAAAAAAGGCAGCUGCUGGUGGUGAUGAUGAAGAAGGAAAUGGUUCAGAUAGAGGAGAUGAGGAUGAUGAAGAAGAGUUGGAAAGGAAGAAAAGAUUGAACAAAAGAGGUGGUGACGGUGAUGGUGAUGAUGAUGAUGAAGGCGCAAGGGGAGGUGAUGCGGACAUGGAUGACGAUGAUAUCGAGAAGGGUGAUGACUGGGAGCACGAAGAAAUUUUCACUGAUGAUGAUGAAGCUGUUGGCAACAAUCCUGAGGAAAGGGAAGAUUUGGAACCAGAGAUUCCAGCUCCUCCAGAAAUUAAGCAGGAUGAUGAGGACGAGGAUGAAGAUGACAAAGAGGGUGGACUGAGCAAAUCAGGAAAAGAGUUGAAGAAGCUACUUGGGCGAAGUGGUGGGCUGAAUGAUUCAGAUGUGGAGGAUGACGACGACGAUGAUGAUGAUAUGGAUGAUGAUAUUGGCUUUCCUUCAGAGCUGGCUCCAAAGCAGAAGGAUGCACCCAAAGAGGAACCAUCUGACAACAGUCCCUCAAAACCAACACCUUCUGCGUCCAGUCGAGGAACUACAUCAACCUCCAAGUCCUCAAAGGGAAAGAGAAAAUCAAGUGGCGAUGAUGCUAAGGCAUCUAACAGUGCACCUCCCAAGAAGGUCAAGACUGAAAAUGAACAAAAAUCCAUCAAAGAGGAGCCUGUGUCUGUACCUGCUUCUAAAAGUAGUGCGCCUCCAAAAGGUACUCCGCCGGUGAAAACGGAGCCAUCAUCAUCUGGUGGACGCGUCACCGAGGAAGAAAUCAGGGCCGUGUUGAUGCAGAGAACACCACUUACCACGAAUGAUCUUGUUUCUAGAUUUAAGGGAAGACUCAAAUCGUCUGAGGAAAAGGCUGCUUUUUCGAGUAUUCUAAGGAGAAUUUCUAAGAUAAAGAAGGGCAACAACGGAACCAGCAGCUUUAUAGUACUGAAAGAACGAUGAUUGGAUCCCCCAAUACACUGAGGUGCCCUCUCUGAGGAAUUACGACUACUGUCUAGUGUAUUGAUCUUGUGUAUAAUUGAGAUUGUACGAUGCUAGCAUCAGUCGCUCGUGGGUGCAUGACUAGAAUGGUAGCCAUUGCUCUUUGUGGGCUCUCCAUAGAUCAAUGGCUAGAACAACACUGUGCUUAUAGGUCUAUUGUGCUUGUAAUUAUACUAAAUCGUCAGAAUUUGUAAUUUUCUUUCGUGUUUUUGGGAUAAUCGCUUCGUUGCUAACUCGAAAUGAAUUGAUUUAUAAUUUUAA
This is a messenger RNA of Pyrus x bretschneideri (Chinese white pear), 2078 nucleotides long. RefSeq names its product transcription initiation factor IIF subunit alpha. The record is from RefSeq and is a predicted model, not a curated record. Gene Ontology annotation, molecular function: RNA polymerase II general transcription initiation factor activity; TFIIF-class transcription factor complex binding; DNA binding. Lineage: Eukaryota; Viridiplantae; Streptophyta; Magnoliopsida; Rosales; Rosaceae. The transcript is spliced from 10 exons. Gene Ontology annotation, cellular component: nucleus; transcription factor TFIIF complex. Gene Ontology annotation, biological process: positive regulation of transcription elongation by RNA polymerase II; transcription initiation at RNA polymerase II promoter. Bases 138 to 1778 code for a protein of 546 amino acids.